Lolium rigidum is the source of this 2326-nucleotide messenger RNA. RefSeq lists its product as uncharacterized. Gene Ontology annotation, molecular function: protein binding. NCBI's taxonomy places the organism in Eukaryota, Viridiplantae, Streptophyta, Magnoliopsida, Poales, Poaceae. The transcript has 7 exons. The record is from RefSeq and is a predicted model, not a curated record. The coding region runs from base 1 to 2064 and encodes 687 amino acids.
AUGCCGCCACGGCCGCCACCUGCGCCGGCGACGGAGGAGGCCAGAGAUCACGAAGAGGAGAUCCUCCUCCGCCUCCCGCCGGACGACCCCGGGUGCCUCUUCCGCGCCUCGCUCGUCUGCAAGCCUUGGCGCAACCUCCUCACCAGCCCCGCCUUCGGCCGCCGCUACCGCGAGUUCCACCAGACACCGCCCUUGCUCGGCUUCUUCGAGAACCACGACUCCCUGCGUUUAUGGUUCGAACCCUCGACCCCCACCUCUCCCUUCCUCCCGAUGCAUCCCGACCACCGCACUCUCUUCGUGCUCGACUCCCGCCACGGCCUCGUCCUCUUGAGAGCUCAUGCCUCCAAGACGGAUGAGCCCGCCGGCGCCGGGAGCCUCAUCGUCUGGGACCCUGUCGGCCGCCGCCAAUGGGAGUUCCCGCCUCCGGAGUUCGCCAAUACCAUCAUCGACGCCGACGCGGCGGUGCUCUGCGUCGCCGACGGCUGCGACCACCUCGGCUGCCAUGGCGACCGUUUCCUUGUAGCCUACGUGGGCACCGAUUACUCGGCCUCCAUCUUCUCUUCAGAGACUCGUGCCUGGAGCCCCGUUGCCUCUUGUCACCCUCCUGAACCUAACCUCGAAAUGGCCGGAUACCAGCCCAAAGCCCUUGUGGGAAAUGUACUCUACUUCAACUGCGUACUAGGCUCGAUUAUUCUGCGGUUCGAUUAUAUCAGCCUACAACUGUCAAUGAUUCAUGGGCCAAGCAUCGACAAACCGGACCCGGAAUCCCCUAAUUCCGUCCUCAUGAAAACAGAGCAAGGCGUGCUAGGAUGCGCAAUUAUGCAGGAAUCUAGCCUUUGCCUGUGGUCGAUGGACACUGUCCCCGACGGAUCUGUGGCAUGGACGCCAGGCAGAGUCAUCAAGCUUGGGGUGUCCUUCUCCUCUGACCCCAUCAAUGUGGCUGGCUUUGCGGAUGGAUUUGGUGUCUUCUACCUGAGAACAUAUAGUGGAAUCUUCACAGUUGACCUUAAGUCAGGCGGAGUCAAGAAAAUACUACCCGUCAGAAGUUUCAGUGCCAUUCCCUACAUGAGCUUUUACACUCCAGACCAAGCUAGGGCCAUAACGCUGCCAUCAACCAUGGCCUCCUCCUCAGAGAAUGCCGAGGCCGCCCAAGAUGAGAACUAUGAUCCGCUGCGGACGCACUCGAGCGGGCAGGUGAGCAGCGAGGCGGGGAAAUGUGAGGAGGGGGUUGGAUGGGAGGAAGUGGGCGACGGGGAGAAGGAGGGCGAUGAGAAGCAGGGGGGACAACAUGAGGUGGAAAUUGCCCAAGGGUUUUUCAACGAGGGGUCCAAAGUACUUGAGGACGGGGACUUUGACUACGCUGUAUGUUGCUUACGCUGCUCCCUCGAGAUCAGGGUGAAUUAUCAUGGUAAACUUUCUCCAAAGUGUCGCGACACAUACUACAGAUAUGGAUUGGCAUUACUACGCAAAGCUCAAACCUGGAGUGCAUCAAAUGAAGAUCCAGUGGAAGGUACAACCUGGGAAUAUGAUUUUGAUUUGAAUCUGUCAUGGAAAAUGUUGCAUUUUGCAAGGGUAAUACUUGAGAAGAGUCCUGACAGCACUAGAGAGAAAGUUAAAAUCUUUGCUGCUCUUGCUGAAGUCUCUAUCCAAAGAGAAGACAUAGAGUACUCAUUCAUUGCCUGCUUCAAAUCUUUGACCAUCUUGGCGUAUUUGGUUGAGCCUUACUAUCAUCAUAUUAUAAAUCUAAACAUACAUAAAUGUAUUGGCUUUGAGUUCCCCAAGAGUGGAGAUGCAAAGGGUAUUUCAUUGUGGAAGUCGCGUAUACAGAACCUGAAGAAAGCCAAUGAAGCUUUGUUGGCUCAUAAAGGCGAUGAUGCAUCUGCCACUGAAAUUUGCUUAGAAGAAUCCUCUCUAGCCAAGGAUAUACAGUUUGUUACUAACAUAUUAUUGAGUGCAUUAGAGAAGUUUUCUGGAUCAAGCAAUACUAUGUCAACGGCAGAAACAAUCGGGACUACUGCUAGUACCGGAACGGACCUUGAGGCUGCAGGCCAAGGCAUCAAAUGAGCUAAAUGUCGAGCAGAUCUAUGCUGGACCUAGUCCCAAGAAGUUCGCACAGGACUCUCCAUCUGCAGAGUGAUAACAGCAGCAGCAUAGAUGGUCAAUCUCGAAGCAUGGCAGAGGAUGAUGCUGUGUCAGGGUAGAACUAGACUACAGCUCAUUAACCGUACUUCUUUCUAGUAACUCGCUCCUGGAACAUCUUAGCCGGCUAUUAGGUCCCGUUUUACUUAUUGCCAGAUGCUCAUUUUGGCAGAGCUGUAUUGCUUAA